Messenger RNA from Cavia porcellus (domestic guinea pig), 6252 nucleotides. RefSeq names its product phosphotyrosine interaction domain containing 1 (gene Pid1). The coding region runs from base 3900 to 4625 and encodes 241 amino acids. Gene Ontology annotation, biological process: regulation of mitochondrial membrane potential; regulation of reactive oxygen species metabolic process; negative regulation of insulin receptor signaling pathway. The record is from RefSeq and is a predicted model, not a curated record. Gene Ontology annotation, cellular component: cytoplasm. NCBI's taxonomy places the organism in Eukaryota, Metazoa, Chordata, Mammalia, Rodentia, Caviidae. The transcript has 3 exons.
AACCCUUUUUUUUUUUUUAUCUCAAAGCUUUGUAUUUCAAUAUUAUGUAUCUGUAGGAUGUCAGCGACAGAAAUUUUAAAAAGCGGUUUUCAUUGAUUAGUCCAACAAAUGUAUCUUGAGCACCUAGUAGGAGCCAGAGUAUAUAAUGGGCAGUGACUUUGUCUGUGGGGAAGUCUCAGUCUUGAGGAGGUGAUAGAUGGACGAACAUGUGAAGUGGAGGACACGAAGACUUCGUCAGAGGCAGUGGCAGUGGGGUUCAGUGACAGCUGGGGUGCCCUGGCAGCAAUUCAGAGCCAAGGACAAGUUCAGGAGGCCCCUGUGGCUCAGGGCUUGGCGUGGGUGUGGUGUGUUAGGCCUUGGGUGGUAUCAGCCACAGGUGUCUGGUUGGGGCAGCAGGUUUCAGGUAUCAGGGGCAGAGGCUAGGUGUAGAAUCAGGGUUUUUUUCCCCCAGACUCAUAAUUAACUAUCUCAGGGUGUGAACGUAGUUUUUGUUUUGUGGAGUAAGCUGAGCUAUAACAAAUGCUGUGAGUUUUUAUUUCAGCUGGCCUCUCAUUAGGCAGCAUAGGGAAACCAUGCUUUAGAGGUUGAUUUAAAUUUUUUUCUACCUCAUGAUCUAAAGGGAGAGGUUUCUGGCUUGAGAAAUAACUAUUUAUUGAGUGACAGCUCUGUACUUAGUAUUGUGCCUGAGAGACCUUUACUAAAAUAGUUUUCAGAGAAGAAAAUGGAUACUGAGGUUACCAAAGUUUCCAAAAGUGGUGACAAAGGGAUCAAAUCAGCUCUGAAUUAUAUGCAAGCAUAUUACUUUAUUUCAUCCUUAAAGAUAAAACUUUGAUGGGAAAAUAGCUGAAAAAAUAAGAAGCAGCUAUGUCGCAAGGUAUUUUGAUUCUUAUUUGGCUAUUUAAGUCAUUUUUAAAGACUUUUUUGCCUUUGUAGGGAAAAUUUAAGCUGAAUUGACAGAUUAUGUGAUUAUUUUUGGCGCUACUUACAAGCUCAUCAACAUUUUGGGAAAAUUAUAGUUUGAGUAAAUUUCAGAAUUAUAAUGGAGGAAUUGGAUACCUUGAAAACUUGUGCCUAUUUAAAGGAUACCUGUCCAUUUUCUUUUAUUUUUGUAUCACUCAAGACUUACUGUGGCCAAGUAAACAGCAUUGUUUAGUUUUUCUAGGUAAAAGAAAUUUUUCUUUUGGACGGGAGCAAAAUUUAAAAAGAUUCAUCCUCCUACUAAAUUAUAAAAAUGAAGUCUCCUGAGGUUAAAAGCGAUUAAUCAAUUUUGACCUUUUUAUUUGAGACAGGGUUUCCGUAUAAAGUUCAGGCUGGCCUUGAACUCACUUUGUAGCCCAGGCUGAUUUCAAACUCUCAGUGAUCCUCUUGCCUCAACUUUUGACUGGUUUUUAAAACUAUAAAUCAACUGCUUUUUAAAAACAUGAAUCUGUCAUCACAGAAUAGCAACAGAGCUUUGUGUCCUAAAAUGUAUCGACACCAUGGUCAGUAUAAAACAGAAAAUUCUGGAAGGAAAAUGAAACAGAAAAGAGAAAAAGCAGUCAAUGAAAAUAGACCCUAAGAAAGUACAGAUGUUGAACUAAUAAUGACUUUAAAGGAGAAUACUAGUAGUAAUAUUAUAUAUCCCAGGAACUAAAGGUUUUGUCAUAAGAAAAGAACAAGUGAAAAAUUUCAUCGGAAAAAUCAAAACUAUCCUGAUGAACCCAAUGAAAAUUCUUUAAUUGAAAAGUGAAAUUUCUAAAAAAAGGAAAAUUUUGCCACAUAGGCUUAAUAGCUAAUUAAUGAAAAAGAAGAGUAAGGAAACUUAAAAAGGAGUAAAUUGAGGUUAAUCCAGUUGAAAAACAUAGUUAAAAAUUGAAAAAGAUUAACCAAAACUCAGCAAAUUGGAGAACACAUCAAAUAGUACAUGAUGCAUGUCUCACAAUCAGAAAGGGACGAGGAAAAACCUGCUCGGAAAGUGCUAUUUUAACAAAUAAUGGAUGCUUUUAAAUCCCUCCCAACUUUGUUGAAAAAUGUUAGCCAACAACUCCUACCACAAAGCCAAAGAAAAUUAUAGUUAAAACGUUGAAAACCAUAGAAAUGUGGAAAUCACAAAACAGCCAGAGCAACAACAAAAACAGUACAGUAUGUACAAGACAGCAAUGAUGUGAAUGCUCACAAAGUUAUCAGAAAUAAUGAGAAUAGGAAACAAUGAGAAUCACUUGUUUUAAGAGCUUAAAGAAAAAAAGAUUUUUCAACUGGGACUCUGUGUCUGGGGAUGCAUAUUGUGCAUAUGAAAAUGAAUUUUCUUCGUAGUUUGUUGUAUUAGUUAGCUCUUCAUUGCUACUAUAAAGUACAUGAGCCUGCUAGCUUAUCAUGAAAAAAUAUUUAUUUAGAUCAUUAUUUUGGAGAGGGUGGAGGAUUCUGACUUGGCUGCCAAAGGACAGUCAAUGAUGGUGUGUAUUGGUCAGUUUUCACGUUCCUGUUAUAAAAUGCCUGAUAGCUGGGACUUGAUGCAUGAGAAGUUUAAUUUUGUGCAAGGUUUCGGAGGUUUCAGUCCAUGGGUGACUGAUUCCAGGUCAGGAACAUCAUGGCAUGGUGGAGCAAUGUUACUUAGUCCAUGGUGACUGGGGAGCAGAACAGAGAACAGUGCCAGGACGGGAAGGAUCAGAGACCAGAUAGAGGAUCCGAGGUUACAUAGCUGUGAUUCACACAGGCACACCCAGAAGGGUGGUAAGGUGCCGCUUUAAUCAGUUGACAACCACACAAUGAUUAAUGGUCACAUAAUGAUAGAGUGUGUAGGAACAAGGGCCACAUAUAGACCAGGAGCAGGGGUUGGGGAGGUCCCACAAUUCUCUUCAAAGGCAAGCCCCGCGUGACCUAGAGACCUCCCACAAGACUUCAUAAUGUUGUCACCGUCAGUAUCAAGCCUGGAUGUGUGAACCACUGGGUGAAUUUCAACAUCCAAAGCAUAGGAUUUGGAAUCUCUGAGUUAAACUAAGACCAAGAGGGUUCAGUAUGAUUUCUCAGUAUUGAGAAGUUCUAAGAAAUGAAUAUUACAUUCACCAGUUUCCAAAUCAUUUUAUUCACAGAAUAUCUCUGGGGAUUAGUUUUAUUUGUAAAACUCUUCUGGAAAUACUGAACUUCAGGAGUGAAAUUUGAUACUAUUUAUUUUUCAUUUUCAUUUUCAGGACUCCAGGCUGAAGAGAUUUUGGAAAAUAAUUAGCAGCAUAUCUUUUUGUGUCUGUAAUAAUGAAAAUGUGAAGCAUUUCCUACAUUGCUGUUGCUUGUAGCUAAUAGCACCGUUUUUAUGUUGAAUAGCUUUGGGUUUUUGUCAGGUGAAAUAUUUUCCAGCAGGGCUAAACUGUUCAGGGUUGUCUUGUUAGACUGUUUAGAUAUGGAUGAGGAUAGAAUUUCCACCUAGAGUUUUCAAUGCAUAUUUUAUGAGUAUAAUAGAGCCAGGAAUAUAGAAUGAGCUGUAAUACAAUAAGGUCAUUAUCUUUUGUGUCUCUGUUUCGUAUUUAUUUGUACUGUUCUAUAUAGUUUAAUCACAAAGUGUUACAAAUUAAUGCUACAGAAUGCAAGCGGUAAAAGUAGUCCAGAACUACACUGUAAAUGACUUAAGCCAUCUAAUUACAGUGGAAUUACAAUUUCUUCAAUUUAAUUCAGGGAAGGAUUAAGUGUCAUAAAUUUCACUGCUGCUGAAUGACAUGACCUUCUCUUUGAGUAUAUUAGGACACGGAGCUUAAGAGAUCAGGAUUUAAAAAAUUUAUUUUGAAUUUGCUUAUUGUCCUCUUCUCUUAUUCCUAAAUCCAGCCAUAGCUCCCUAGAAGUGUAACCUUUCCUCCUGUGGCUGAGUGUGAACUCUUCACGCCUGCGCUGAGCCUUCCCCAAGCUCUCAUGGAUUUCAGCACUUCCAGACCAUGCUGAAGUCUAAAUUGAAUGUCCUCACACUGAAGAAGGAACCUCUCCCAGCCGUCAUCUUCCACGAGCCGGAGGCCAUUGAGCUGUGCACCACCGCCCCGCUGAUGAAGACCAGGACGCACAGUGGCUGCAAGGUACGGACACACGGGCAGCUGGGGCUCUCUGGAUGGGACAGGCUCCGGACACGUGGCCUUGACGCUUGUUUCACAGAUAGAAGCCAGCUGCCAAGACACACUCAUCCAACGAUGGUCACCUACCUGGGGAAAGUCUCUACCACAGGCAUGCAGUUCUUAUCAGGCUGCACGGAGAAGCCAGUGAUUGAGCUCUGGAAGAAGCACACACUCACCCGGGAAGACAUCUUCCCAGCCAAUGCCCUCCUGGAGAUCCGACCUUUCCAAGUGUGGCUGCAUCACCUUGACCACAAAGGCGAGGCCACAGUGCACAUGGAUACCUUCCAGGUGGCCCGCAUCGCCUACUGCACUGCUGACCACAACGUGAGCCCCAACAUCUUCGCCUGGAUCUACAGGGAGAUCAAUGAUGACCUGUCCUACCAGAUGGACUGCCAUGCUGUGGAGUGCGAGAGCAAGCUCGAGGCCAAGAAGCUGGCCCAUGCCAUGAUGGAGGCCUUCAGGAAGACUUUCCACAGUAUGAAGAGUGAUGGGCGGAUCCACAGGGACAGCUCCUCCGAAGAGGUUUCCCAGGAACUGGAGUCUGAUGAUGGCUGACCGAACUUGAGGUGCUCCAGCGAAGGCAGCAUUGGUCAAGGAGCUCAACGGGAGAGAUGAAGAAGCAACCAUUCCAAUUUGAGAUGAAAAGACUGCCAAAGCCAUUGGCUGACCAUGCUUUUUAAACGCAGAUGAGCAAAUCUAAAUCUAAAGAAAUGUAUCAUUAAAGUAAUGACCUGAUAUUGAAAUCUGCUGCUGCUGUGACUUCGAGGAGGGUGGGAGCGAGGAUGGGGAGGAAGGGUUUAGAUAUCUUGUUUUUUCCUUGAGUUCCAAUAUCUCCUGGUUGGGGAGCUCCAUGCCAGUUGUCACCACUCUCAGGCAAAUAUUGUGCAGCUGUGAGUGAUGGACCAUUCCAAUCUGCCUUACGAAAUCCAACAGGAAUGCUUUGAGGCACUGCAGGCCUCCUCCGGGGUGGGCGGGAAAGGAGCGGUUGCUGAUGCUGGUGUAAAGCCACAGGAGGAAGGGAAGCUCAGGAUGACUGAGGGCCUCUCCCGUGCCACGUUCAGACUCUCCUCAGUAUGCAAUCAGCACAGCCUUCCAGCUUUACAACUAACAACCCGAUAGUUGGCAGUUAAUUCGCAGUUAAAGAUAAUGCUUUUAUGUACACAGAUAUAUCAAGUAGUACCCUCUUAUUGUAUUCACUUCAUCUAUUUUCUUAGAGUACUUGCAACUACUAAUAAUGCCUUCCCUUCUCCCUCUCUGCCUGCCCUCCUUCUCCAGCCAACAUCCCUAGAGAGAGGGAUUGUCGCAGCCUACCCCGCAGGACACCAAAAGGGAAGAAGACAAGGAAACAGAUGAAAUAAAUAAAAAGGAAACCAACUAGGAGUUUAGAAAAAUGGCAGAAACCCCAGAAAAGGGCAAUGAGUGAGAAGCACGUGAACCAACUCUUUGGGGGUGUCCUUUCCUCACCCCUGAGUCUUGGUAACUUACUUGGCCAAGGUCCUAUUGGACAAGUCCUUCAAGGCAAGCUUCAGAUAUGAUUUGGGACCACCAAAGGAGCCGUGCCUCCACUGUGUAACAUGGCACUCGGACAGGGAGUAAGUUAAGUAAACCUGGCCUGUAGGUAACCCAUGUCCAUCUCAAUGUUAAGGGACAUCUUACCUUGUCACCUUAAAAUGACUGAUGUCUGAGAAUUCCAGUUGCCCGUUUGUUCAUUAAUUCUCAUGAGAAAGUCUCGCUAAGAAAGCACAGAUUUCUCAGUGUCAUGACUCUUUAAAUACCACAAAGAAUCAACAUGGAAUGAAAUUGAAAGCACUGAUUAAAAUACAUGCAUUUAAGGCCAAGAACUGAUAAUGAAUUUCCCAGGUAGUAUUGCUCCUUGACGGAAGUCUGUUUUUAUUCUUGGUAAUGUUAGGGGCACCUUAGAAGCCUUAUAUGAGAGAUAAUGUAAUCCAGGGAGCUAUGGUGUCAGCAUUUGGUCUGUGUCCCCAUGUGUCUGUGAAUAGGUCUCUGCGUGUGUACUUGUGUCCCUGUGAGUGGGUCCGGUUUUCAGGCAUGAACAAUAAGCAUGGAGUCAUACUGAGGAGAACGCGCCUCUUGAAGAAAUGCUUGUCGCUUUUUGACAUAUGUAAACAAUUCUUUAGCAUAAAUGCAUUCAUUCUUUAAUAAAAUGUUUGUGUUAAUCUGA